Lactuca virosa is the source of this 1119-nucleotide messenger RNA. The record is from the annotation of a GenBank genome assembly. Lineage: Eukaryota; Viridiplantae; Streptophyta; Magnoliopsida; Asterales; Asteraceae.
AUGUCAUAUAAUGAGUUUGUGGGUUUUCUUGAACGAUUCACACAAGAGAAGUGUAAAAAACUUUAUUAUUGUCAACCCGAUUUACAAAUCACAGAAGGUUUAACCUUGAUUUCGAAUGAACUUCAAUAUCAAGAAUUUAUAGACAUUGCUUAUCAAUGUGGAGGACAAGUUCCUGUUUACAUGGACCAUUUUGGUACUACUGUGCACGUAAAUAAGGCAAAUGAAAAUGAAAAUGAGGAUAAUUGUUCUGUGAAGUCAAACAUGUCAAUCGAAGGGGAAGAAGGUAUUGACCUAACUGACUUCAUGAGUCCACAAGAAAGCAACAUGGAAGGAGUAAUCUAUGAAGGAGUAAGUCAGGCAAAUAGAAAUGAGGAGGUCACAGAAGGUGAUCCAAAAGAUGAUGAAGAUGAUAAUGUCCCAGAUGUGAAAGGAAAAACGAUGUUUAAUGAAAAAAUACAUUGGAAGAAGCAGUUGCCAAUUCUAGUGGCAGCUAUUAGUUAUGUAAAUAGAGAUGUAGAGGCAUUUGUUGAUCCUUUAUAUCGUUCUUGCAUAUAUAUGAACACCUACAAGUACUCAAUAGGAAGCAUGAAUGGGACUGCAAUGUGGCCCCCAACAGACUACAUACCACCUUUGCCACCAUUGAAAAGGAAGAUGCCAGGGAGACCCACUAUUAAGAGAAAGAGGGACAGUACUGAGGUUAGUGGAUCACACAGAGUAUCCAAGGCAAGGAAAAAGAUGGUCUGUGGUGUUUGUAAGAAAUCAGGCCACAAUAAGUCAACCUGUGAUGCAAUGUCAAAUCCCGAAAAAAGUCAGGUCAAAAAGAGGAAGGCAGAAGGUGAAGGUGAAACUAGUGCAUUAAAGAAAGGGAAGGGUCAAGGGCAAAGGGCAAAGGGGGAAAAAGGAAAGGGUGAAGGUGAUACUGGAAGUGGAAUUGGUUUCAAAACGGGAGAAGGUGAAUGUGGGUCAACAAGUGGUGUGACUAAGAAGAAGGGUAAAGAAGUAGGUACAUUGAAAUUAAGGAAAAAUUUAGAGAGGAUACUAAAGAAAAAAUUGGCAAAAAAGGUUGUAGGCAAAAACGGUGAAGGUGAUACAUCAAGCAAACCAAUGGACUUGGAUUAA